AUGCGUGAAAAAUGUAUAGUGUUUCACAUAAAAGUGCGCUUAAAACAAGUUUAUCAUGUGAAGUUACUUUACCUUUUCAUAAUAAUUGUGCAUUGUGCUCUGCUUGUGAAGUGUAAUAUGCCACCGCGAUUUGUGGACGGUCAAGCAGAAAUAGUAUUAAGACUGAAAGAGGGACCUGAAACCCCAGUCGGAUCAUUAAUUCACACAUUAAAGGGAUACGAUCCAGAUGGUGAUUCGUUAAGUUUUGGAAUAAAAAAGCAGGUGGAUAGCGAUAUUGUUCGCAUUGAAAAUGUAGGACUUAAUGUAGCUGAAAUAUAUUUAGCUAAGGAGUUAGAUAGAGAGGUACAGGACGAAUACGUACUGGUGCUAACGUUAACCGACGGCCGUUUAGGCGAUGGUUCUUUUAUUAAACAACGAUUAAUAAUUGUUGUAGAAGAUAUAAAUGAUAAUUCUCCAACAUUUUUACAACAUCAGGGCGAAUUCAGUAUUCCUGAAAAUUCAGCGCCUGGUAUUCUCACUGCUAUAACUGCUUCUGACAAAGAUGAAGGCGCUUAUGGACAGGUGCUAUACUAUCUUCAAGACUUGGAUUCAACUGAUAAAUUAGAUCAGGGUCUAUUUACAAUAACCACCCAAGGUGGAAAUGGCGUAAUUCGAUUAGUCGGUUCUUUGGAUUACGAACGAAGGCAGUCCUACCAGCUUCGAAUUUUGGCCGUGGAUCGAGCAAGUCGAGGGAAAGUCAAUACGGCGACCACGAUGCUGCUGGUUAGGGUGCAGGAUGUCGAAGACACGCCACCAGAAUUUGUUUUCGCACCAGCCUUGAGCAGAAUUCCGGAGGACGCCGAACUCGGGACAGAAGUCUUAAGAGUUAAAGCAAUCGAUGGAGAUCGUGGAAUUAACCGCACAAUUAGUUAUCGUCUGGUUAGUGAAUCCGACUAUUUUGAAAUAAAUAAUUCUACUGGUGCAAUUUUGACUCGUGCUAAUUUGGAUAGAGAAGCGACUUCAUCAUACGGCGACGAUGGUGCACACACCUUACGAAUUGAAGCCUUCGAGAUAUGUGGUUCCGAAUGCAUUGGCCUACCGCCUCGUACUUCCGUGCAGGUGACGGUUAUAGUGACCGAUGUUAAUGAUGAAACUCCAACAUUUCGCUCGGACAGAUAUGACUGCGAAGUUAACGAAAAUGCUCAGACGAAUACACCUCUGACUUACCUCGGAAAUGCUAUCCCAGAAAUUUUUGAUCACGAUCAGGGUGCCAAUGGGACUUUCGAAUUGUUUCUGGAAGAUGACAAAGAAAUAUUUGAUAUAACUCCGAAACGAUGUUAUAACGAAGCUAGUUUUUUAAUAAGAGUGCGUGAGCCAAAAUUUCUGGAUUAUGAAAUGGUAAAAAUGUUGAAUUUUACUAUUGUUGCUAGGGAGAUGACAUCAAACCCUAAAGAAAGCCGAGUUGCAGUGAAUGUGUAUAUAAGAGAUCAAAAUGACAACUAUCCAGAAUUUGAAGAAUCAAUCUAUGAAGCAUCAGUUGCAGAAAAUGCUCCACCUGGAACAACAAUUGCAAAAGUUCACGCCGAGGACGAUGAUGAGAACAACUUCGGCACCAGAGGCAUUCGUUACACCUCGCUUGGAGGAAGCAUUUCCCAUUUAUUAUCACUACAUCCGAUAUCAGGAAUCAUCACAAUUCGUUCAAUGGAUAACUCUGAUGGCCAUUAUAAAAGUUCGGAAAAUCGUUCAAGCCUAAUUGGGCUUGAUCGAGAACUCGCCUCAAAACAUUACUUAACUGUUGAAGCUCGAGAUGAUCUCGGAGACGGAAAUAGAAAUAAUGUCCAAUUGGUAAUAAAUGUGUUGGACGUGAAUGAUAACGCACCCGUAUUUAGAUUAACAAAAUAUGAAGCCAGAAUUCGAGAGAAUGAGAUCAAUUUUGAAAUGCCAUUGGUUUUGGAAGCUACAGACGCUGAUCUUAAUGGCACCGAAAACAGUAGUAUUGAAUUUGAUAUAUUAGAUGGUGAAUAUAUGGCCAAUUUCACAAUAGAUAAAAAGAAUGGUAUUUUAACUCCAACGACGCCUUUGGACUUUGAGGCAUUAGAAAAUACUACGGCUUACAUUCGGCCAAUUUAUUUAACUGUGAGAGCCAAGGAUCUUGGCAGCCCCAAUUUGUGGUCAAAAGUACCUGUGGUAAUAUAUGUGCAAGAUGUGAAUGAUCAUUCGCCUCAAUUUCAACAAGUCACCUACAAAAGAUCUAUUUCUGAAGACGUCUUGCCUGGCACAAACAUCCUAGAUAUCAAUGCGUUUGACAAUGAUGGAUCUUCGCCAAAUAAUCAAAUAGUAUACAGAAUACAAAGUGGGGCUAAAGAUAAAUUUAUUAUUGAACCGGAUACUGGAAUUAUUUCAAUAGCUCCAGGUGCUUCUUUAGAUCCUGAUUUAACGGAACCUAAAACCACUCUGUAUACAUUGACUGUGGUAGCAAUCGAUAACGGCAUAGAACGCCAGCUCAAAUCUACGGCACAUGUUAAUAUUUCCAUCAUAGAUGUAAAUAACAAACCACCAGUAUUUCGGGCUGUUGAAGAUAUUCUUAUCAAGGAAAACACGCAGGUGGGAACAGAAGUUUAUCAAUUAAUUGCCGAUGAUAAAGAUGAGCGGCCGUCAUUACGUUAUGCCAUUGAUACGUAUCAAUCGGAAGCUCGUGCAGAGAAUGGUCGUUUGCUAAGACCAGAGGAAUACGAAUUGAAAUCUGCCUUUGAACUUGAUCCCCUGGACGGAACUUUGAGAGUGGCGCGCCCACCAGAUAGGGAACAAGCGGAACUCAUAAAGCUGGUUGUAACUGUUGAAGACACGGCAGCUGUGGCAGGACGACAAACUGCAACAGCUGUUUUGACAAUAACGAUUGCUGACGAGAAUGACAAUAAUCCAGAAUUUAGAAAACUAUUUUAUAAGAGAUCAAUAACUGAAAACAGUAAAAAUGGAGUCUUCAUUGUUAAUAUUGUGGCUGAUGAUGCAGAUAAAAAUAGAAGUGUUACGUAUCUCUUAGAAGGUCCUGACAAUAUGAAAAAAUUGAUACAUCUGGAUAAUGUAACUGGAGAAAUCGUCGUUGCGAAUAAAAUAGAUCAUGAGCAAUUUACUUGGCUAAACUUAACAGCAAGGGCUACUGACUCAGGUGUGCCACCGAGAUUCAGUCUUGUUGAUUUAUUCAUUCAGAUACUUGAUGAAAAUGAUAAUAAUCCAUAUUUUGUUACUGAACUAAGUAAUAUUACAAUUCCUGAAAAUUUCGAAGUGGGAAAUGAAGUUAUUACCGUUUUGGCUCAAGAUCCAGAUUCUGACGCAUUUGGAAAAAUUACUUAUGCUUUGGAUCGCACGUCCUCUCAGGGCAAAUUUGCAAUAGACGCUGAUACCGGUGUCUUGUCGUUAAAUGGAAAAUUGGAUCGUGAGAUUAAAGACAAUUACGUUCUUGUCAUUGAAGCUUGGGAUAAUUAUGAAUAUGGAUAUGCCAGUGGAGAAAGUCGAAAUGCUUUCAAACAAAUAUUCGUUACAGUGGAUGAUGUGAACGAUGAAAUUCCGGUGGCGAAUUUUCCGAAGUCCUGCGUCUACGUGACUGAAUUCCAUGACCCGAACGACGUCAUUACUACGCUUAAAGCUUCGGACGAGGAUGAUAUUAGGACGCCGAAUGCUCGAUUAUCCUUCGUAAUCGUCGACGGAAACGAGAAAGGUCUGUUUCACCUGGAUCAAAUUGACCACUGGUCUGCUCGCGUUCUUGCUAGUGGGUCUUUAAAGGAACGUUAUGGUAAUUAUUCCCUCUUGAUUGAAAUAUCAGACUUAGGACUGAAUCCUAACAAAAUACAAGAAACGUUACACAUCUGUGUCACUGAUUUCAAUGAUCAUCCACCUGUGUUCGAUAUGCCAAUUGAAAAUAUAACAAUAAGAAUUCCAGAGAAUGCAACAAUAGGCACACCAGUAAUCCAGGUGCGCGCAACUGAUAAGGAUACUGGUAUAAACGGGGAAGUACGCUAUAAACUAAAACACGAUAUCAGUGGAAACUAUAAAACGUUUGGAAUAAACCAAAAGACAGGUGCCAUUGAGCUGAAAAGAACUCUUGAUAGAGAGAAACAAAAAAUUUAUGAAAUACGUGUAGAAGCAUAUGAUUUAGGAACACCGACACCGUUAAGCUCCGAACUCGAUUUGAGCAUUUAUGUUCAAAAUGUCAACGAUUAUGAGCCGCAAUUUUUAAUAGAUGAGUAUCACGUCAAUUUUACAGAAAACUCAUUUCCUGGCGAUGAGCAACAAAAGCUGCCUGAUACGAUUGACAGAGAUGAAGUUGAUGAAUUAGACGACCCUCCCUCCCUGAUAUGUUAUUAUAUUGUGGGCGGAAAUCAAGACGACAUAUUUCAUCUCGAUGCCAUUUCUCACGUGCUUACGGUGAAUAAAGAACUGGAUCGUGAAGAAACCAAUAAGCAUGUACUCUUGGUAAAGGCAUCAGUCAAUUGCUUGCAGCCGCCUCUAAAAAACAGUUUUUUUAAUUCUUCCGAUAAUACAUUAAUGAAAGUUGUAAUUAAUGUAAUUGACGUUAAUGACAAUGUGCCAAAAUUUGUCAGCAAUGUUUUUACUGGAGGCGUGACGACUGCUGCUGAUUUUGGCGCCCGAUUUAUGCACGUCAAGGCGACAGACAAGGAUGCUGGAGAAAAUGGACUUGUUAAAUAUUAUCAAAUUGGUAAAAUUCACAUGACUUUGGCAGAAGGUCUAGAUAAUAUACACAGCCCUCCCUUUUUAGUUGAUAUAAAUGACGGCGGAAUACAGUUGAAUUUUGAUCCACAAAAAGGAAUGAAAGGAUAUUUUGAUUUUAUUGUUUUAGCAAAUGAUACAGAUGGCUUUCAGGAUGUCGCACGUGUUUUUAUUUACCUAUUAAGAGAAGAUCAAAGAGUUAAAUUUAUAUUGAGACAGAGUCCACCUGAAAUACGAGACAAUAUUAAUGUGUUUAGAGAGACACUAGGAAAUGUUACAAAUUCUAUCGUCAACGUUGAUGAUUUUAAAAUUCAUGUCAACAGAGACGGUACUAUUGAUAAAACUAAAACUGAUUUAUAUAUGCAUCUAGUUAAUCCUAAAGAUCAUUCAAUUAUGGAAGUUCCUCACAUAUUACGACUUGUUGAUCAGAACACUGAAGCCCUUGACUCACUCUUCAAGGAAUUCAACGUCCUGGACACGCAGGCUGCUGAAGCAGUCCCAUUGUCCGAGGACUUCAUGCUGUUGGCUGGAGGCGGAAGGCAAGCAGUGGCCUGGCUUGCUUCAAUCGUACUUUUUCUAGCCGCUACGUUAAUUUUUGUUUUAGUCCUAUGCCUGACGCAAAGGUCCAGUUACAAACACAAACUUAAAAUGGCGAGGUCUAGUGUGUUUGGUAAAUAUGUAACAGGACGAGUGCCAAAUACAAAUAAACAUAGUGUUGAAGGCAGCAAUCCGAUGUGGUUACAGGCUUACGAAAACGAAUGGUUUAAACAAGAAGAAGAAUUCAGUCAAACAUCAGAAAGAGAUUCUUUAGAUGAAAAUAUUUUAGUGGAUGAAAGCUAUAGUCCUAAAGACAACACUAAUAACCCGACCUUGCCAACAGAAAAUAAUGAUUAUAAUGUCUAUCAACAGUUGCACAAAAUAUCUAAUUCGCAAUUACUAGGCAAAAAAUUAGAAACAACAGAAUUAUAA
Ctenocephalides felis (cat flea) is the source of this 5673-nucleotide messenger RNA. Its product is annotated as cadherin-23. Gene Ontology annotation, cellular component: catenin complex; plasma membrane. The record is from RefSeq and is a predicted model, not a curated record. Bases 1 to 5673 code for a protein of 1890 amino acids. Gene Ontology annotation, molecular function: cadherin binding; calcium ion binding. The transcript is spliced from 30 exons. Gene Ontology annotation, biological process: homophilic cell-cell adhesion. NCBI's taxonomy places the organism in Eukaryota, Metazoa, Arthropoda, Insecta, Siphonaptera, Pulicidae.